This is a messenger RNA of Paecilomyces variotii, 1302 nucleotides long. RefSeq lists its product as hypothetical. NCBI's taxonomy places the organism in Eukaryota, Fungi, Ascomycota, Eurotiomycetes, Eurotiales, Thermoascaceae. The coding region runs from base 1 to 1302 and encodes 433 amino acids. Gene Ontology annotation, biological process: secondary metabolite biosynthetic process. The transcript is spliced from 9 exons. The record is from RefSeq and is a predicted model, not a curated record. Gene Ontology annotation, molecular function: monooxygenase activity; FAD binding.
AUGGUCGCGCAGCUUGAGGUUAUCAUCGUUGGGGCUGGCCUCGGAGGACUAGGAGCUGCGACGGCGGUACUUCUGGCCGGUCACAAGGUCUUGGUCUUGGAGUCAGCUAAAGAACUGGGUGAGAUUGGGGCUGGUAUACAGAUUCUUCCAAACGCCUCACGUAUACUACGGCACUGGGGCAUGGAGGAGACAUGUUCCAAGCAUGCCUCAUGUCCUAAAAAGUGUAACAUGAUCAGAUGGAAGGGAGAACAUCUGAGCUCACUAGACUUUAUCGAAUCAUCAAAGCGCUACGGAAGUCCCUUCUGGGACUUUCAUCGUGCAGACUUGCAUAGCGCCCUAUUGCAGCGUGCUCUGGAACUCGGUGCUGACGUGCGUACUAAUUCACGUGUCGACCAAGUAGAGCACCAAUCGGACACUCCAAGAGCGACCGUCGUACUUACGGAUGGCACGCGGUUCACAGCGGACUUGGUGGUAGGUGCCGAUGGCAUUGUCAGUCGUACUAGGGAAUGCUUCCUCGGUCAUAGCGACCCUCCGACGCCCACAGGGGACUUGGCCUAUCGGGUCCUCUUGGACCUCAAUGAGAUUGAGCUAGAGGAGGACGUUCAGAAACUGAUAGAACCAAGAGAAGUUAACUAUUGGAUGGGCCCUGGUUGCCAUGCGGUCUGUUAUCUGCUUCGAGGCGGGAGGUAUCUGAACAUGGUCCUACUUGUCCCCGACGAUAUACCAGAUGGUGGCGCGAGAACUGUUGAAGGAAGCGUAACCGAGAUGAGAGAUUUGUUCAAGGACUGGGAUCCACGAAUCGGAAAAAUCCUCGCACAUUGUAAAUCAGUACAGAAGUGGAAACUCUGCAUUCGACAUGAGCUACCAAAAUGGAACCAUCCAUCUGGAGCAUUCACCUUACUAGGUGACGCCGUGCAUGCUACUUUGCCGUACUUGGCUUCUGGAGCCGGGAUGUCGCUUGAGGAUGGCGCUGUUUUGGGAGAAUGUCUCUCUCGAAUAAAGAGCAAGUCUGACCUCCAGCUUGCCCUUGAUGUUUAUGAGGCAUGCCGUAAGAAGCGUACGUCCAGGAUCGUCGAACGAGGUAAUCUUCAACAAUACCUGUACCAUCUUCCCGAUGGGCCUGAGCAAGAAGAACGGGAUAGAAUCAUGCGUAUGAACCCAACACCCCCUGGCGACCCUCUCGUGUGGCGAGACCCUGAAUUGAGUCCGUGGCUUCUUGGAUAUGAUCACAUCAAAGACGUCGAUAUGCGCUGGCCGAAGCCUUCCGUUUCCGAACGAAGCAACAUUGCCGAGGCCGAGUAG